Molecule: messenger RNA, 3012 nt
Organism: Thrips palmi
Lineage: Eukaryota; Metazoa; Arthropoda; Insecta; Thysanoptera; Thripidae
Product: GON-4-like protein
Exons: 10
Coding region: 440-2638 (732 amino acids)
Biological process (GO): regulation of DNA-templated transcription
Cellular component (GO): nucleus
Molecular function (GO): transcription coregulator activity
Source: RefSeq, a predicted model, not a curated record
UCAAACUUUCUGAGCCGUAAACACAGCCUAUGAAAUUUCAUUACAAGCUUCAAAACCAUUCAAAAAUAGUUUUCAUACAUAAUUUUAUGAAAUUUUGUCAAAUAUCUCAGGUACUUACGGGGGAAAAUAAACAUUUUCCGUUUCAAGACAGUUUGAAAAUUUUGCCUCCGUCAAAACUGUUUGCUAUCAAGUCACGUGGGCUUUGUUUUGGUUUUGGUACACUGGUACAAUCGAGUAUCGAGGUUAGGAUUGGGUUCUGCUUGUUGGUGUACUUGUUUUUCGUGCACGUGCAAUGGUUUCGCUCAUUUCCAACGCUAACUUGCUGCUUGAAGAAUUGACCAGGUGUACCGCAUCUAGUGUGUACUCAGUAUAUAUAAUGGAAGUAAUAGCCUAGUUGGGAAAAGCUCACACCUUCACUGUUCACUGAAGAACUUUUAGAAUGGAGGAUUCUUCUCAGUCUCCCAUUGUUUCUUCAACUUCAACAUCUUCAAGUACACUCUCAACAAGCUCUGUAUUGAAAAAGACAAUACCCAAGGUGACCUCACCAUUAAAACAUGUGACACCUAUCAUCAAAAAAUAUGACUACCAGCGACAAGCCAAAAAUGGAAAAUCGGUCAAAAAGAAAUCUCAAGGAAAGGUGCUUGAAGAGGAUUCAACCGGUUCAACUCCAACUCCAGUGCACGAUUUGGCAGCUGGAAUGAAUUCUCUUGAUGCUGCUCUUCGAUGUGCAGAAAAGUGUAUUGCCAGUAGUAAAGACCCAGAUUCUCAAGCUGAUUUCUCCUUGGAUCAAGGUUUAGAAUCCAACACUGAUGACCUUGGUGACAUAGAAGAAGAGGGUAUUCCAUCUUCUAUUACUAGCUCAAGUCAUCAAAAUGCUGCCAGUAAUAAAUCUGCCCAUCUUCGUAAUCGCAACCGUGUUCUCAAAAAGCGAAACCAAUUGCAAAAAGAUCUCGAAAAUGCUCUUCCAUUGGUUGUUCCUGAUCAGUGCACAAUGACAUCUGAUAAAGCAAUGGUAUUUGCUGCAUCCUAUAUUGGAAAGAUAAGGGAAAGAUAUGAUUCCGGGCCUCAAUUUUCUAAAUUUAUGGAGCUGGUGAAUGAACUGGAUAGGACUCAAAGUGUCACCGACCUGUACCACAGAGUAAUUAAUUUAUUUGAAGAACAGCCUGAUCUUGGCGAAGAAUUCUUGUUAUUUCUUCUGCCAAAGCAAGCCAUACAGUGUGGCAAAUUUAUGGAACAUUUAGCACUCACAGAAAUGUCAUCAUUUUUGCGGAAGCUCGAGGUUUGUUUUGCCAAGCAACCACAACAGUUAAGAAAGGUUCAAGCAAGCAUUGUGCGCCUGAUUGAAACUCCUGACAUAACAUUAGAGACGGUGCGUAGUACUAUUUUACCCUUACUACGGGGUAACUCGUACUUAGUUGAAUCCUUCCUUGGACUUUUACCAUCAGAACAGCCUCCUGAAAGCAAAAUUACAGACUUUGACUUAGUCCGCUGUGAAGAUAUGGAUGGUGAAUAUUCUGGUGAGGAAGAAACUUUUGAAAGAGUGGAGAUCCCUCCAGAAAAUGACGAUCCCUUUGGUGGAGAACAUUGCCAAUGCUGUUGUCAUGACUCUAAUGACCCUACUUUUAGUAAUCGUACCAAACACUGUAGAGGUUGUGGCAUCAAGUUUAUAGCUGGCAAGAUCUUUAUGCAAACGGAUCAUGGACUACGACCAGUAAGAAUAGAUUUCCCUGGUGGAUCUAUGAGUAGCCAUAUUAAACGACUUAAAGGGGAUCACCCAAAACUUUCUCGCACCCGAUCGCGCCGCGGACGGUUAUCUCAGAUGGCUUCCAAACCAGACGAUGGAAAGCAAGGCGCUGAGACUGAUGAUGAAGCAGCAUUUACUAAAGUAAAAUCUCCUCGUCAGCGACCUAAAAUCUCAAAACCACCAGGUGAAAAGACAACCACUCCAAAGUCUUUGUCAUUAAACAGAGUUGGAUGUCCUCGCAAACCAGUUAAUGCGAAAAUGGGUUCCUCUCCGCCUCUAUUAAUAAAUGACCAAGAGGCAAUGGCAGUCCCCCUUUCAAGCGAAGAAGACAAACCUCCAGUUCUUGAAUUUCCUAUGUUUUCAAAUAUGCUACUGACAAGUGAGGACAAAGAUACAAGAGAGGAACAAGGUUCAAAUAAAAACAAUGGCACUGCAGAACAAAGUACCCAUGCACCUGCUAUGGAGGUUGAAGAGGAUGUUGUAAAACAGGAAGAUAUCCCAGAUGAUGUCUCAAAUUGUGAUAUUGUUAUGGAAAAUAUAACAACCAAAUUGAUAAACAUAGAAAAUGAGAAGGAAGGGGAAAAAGAAGAUGUGAAAAUUGAGGAAGAUGCACCACAAGAUGUGGCAAUUAGUGAAACAGAUGAGGGCACUGAAGACAAUGUAAAAAUAUCUGGUGCAAACUUUAGCUGUGACAAUGAAGUAGAAUCAAAAGAUGAUGCUGAAGGAGCUAUCUGGACUCGGGACGAGGAUCGAAUCAUUCUAUGCACCUUCCAAUCUGAACCUGAUAAAAUGAAGACUCUUACAAAAAUUAGUUCACAGCUGCCCCACAGGACUUUAGAUGAGAUCAGCAGCAGGUUCCAAAUCUUAAUGAGUCUUAUCCAACAGAUGCAAUAAUUUGCCUUUAGGAUGUAAGUUAUGGCAGUCUUGUUUGCUUUUCUGUCGAUUUUAUUUAUCAGCUAACUGUUUGAAGAAAGAUUCCUGUUUGUUAACCUAACAGGAUUUAUUAUUCUUUUGUAACAAAUUUGUGAAGCAUGUUAAAAUUUUGUUAUACAUGUAAUUAUUUUGUUCCCAUCUCACUCAUACCUAAAAGGGUCAUAUUACGUAGUUCCUUUGAAUCUUUAUUAAUGCACGGACAGAAAAACACCUGGUGUGAAAGAGGUUAAAGAAUGUAUACGGCUUGUGAUAAAAUGUUAGGGAAACAAUAAAAACCUUUUGUUUCUCAUUUUUUUAAUAACUAAUUUAAUAAAAUAAAAUACAAUACAAAGUAA